AAAUAACUAUGUUCUGCAAUACUUUCGAACAUUAAACAAACGAAAUCACACAAAAAACUUUUUGAUUAAUAUUUAGCUUUCUUUGCUUGUGGAUUUUGAUUUUUUUAAAUGCUUUUCAUAAUUUUGUUUGGUUUAUUUCCAAACAAAGAUUGAAACGUGAUAUUCUGUUGAAUGCUGUAAUCAUUAAAACACGCACGUCAUAAAAAACGCAAUAAAAUAAUUACCAUUUUUUAUAAUAAAGAAUCAGCUGGUACUGCGAGAGUCGAACGCUGAGUAAACAAUGCUGGAAAGUUGCCCGACCGGUGUCAGCUAUCGGAAGGUCAAAGUCGAAUUGUUUCAAUAGUCGUGUAGCGGGAGAGGCGCCCAGGCGCUUAACUCCACUUAGCGAAAAGAAUUACUACGCGACGCGACAGUUGAAGUCGGUCUCGCUGCCGUACAGUGAGGUCAGCUCAGUUCGCGUAAGAUCACGCAGCGAGAUCGUGUGGCUGGAAAUUGCGUUAUAGUACGUACAGUGCAAGAGGAUGUUGGGCGACAACGCUCGUGUCAAUACAACUAUCGUGGUGUCGACAGCAGCAGCUCUCGUAGCGGCCGCUGUUGUAACCACGUGGUGGCAGAGGAGGCGACGCGAGAGCGGGCGCAUGCCCACCAAGUGGCGCCGUGUGGGAGAACUGGCGGAACUACGAAUAUACCCUCUGAAGUCGGGAGCUUCUUUGACAUUGAAAGAAGCCGAAUGCACAGAUAUUGGUGUUCGCACUACUGGCGAUGAAGCUGUGAAACUAAGAGAUAGGUUUUUUAUUGUAAUAAAUGAAGCUGGAGUCAUGAAAACUUGUCGACAGCAUCCGAAGUUGUUUUUUAUUAAAGUAGCUUCUGGAGAAGCAGGGACUGUAAUUUUCAGAGCUCCAGACAUGAAAGACUUGACUGUUCGUAUUCCUUCCGGAACACCAGAAAGAAAAAACUAUUUUGAGAUGUGGAAGGAAGAGAAGUCGGAGUCUGUGGACUGCGGAGACGAAGCGGCAGAAUGGAUGCACAAGUUCCUCAACCUCAAGGAAGACGACAAAGUGCGUCUCGGAUACCACCAAGAGGAUGUUAUACCUCGACGAGACUGCGACAAGAAACCUUGGUCCCUCUUCCGCAAACAAUACAAUCGGCUCAUGCGCUAUGAUACGCAAGUGGCCCCCAGCUGGUUCCGACCCAACUUUGUGGUGCGCGGCGCCAGCCCUCUGGCGGAGGACGACUGGAACUACAUCAAGAUCGGAGACAACGCAGUCUUCCAGAACUUCAAGCCCUGCUUGAGAUGUGUGGUAACCACAAUGGACCCGGAAACAGCUGUUAAGGAUCCCCAAAUGCAGCCUUUGAAGACUCUAAGAGGGUACCGCCUGCUGAAGGACGCGAAGAAGCAGCAGCUGGAGGGCGAGCUGGCGCCCGCCAUGGGCUGCUACAUGGGGCUGCGGCAGUCGGGCACCGUGCGCGUCGGUGACCCCAUCUACAGGACGAUGUUGGGCGACAACGCUCGUGUCAAUACAACUGUCGUGGUGUCGACAGCGGCAGCUCUCGUAGCGGCCGCUGUUGUAACCACGUGGUGGCAGAGGAGGCGGCGCGAGAGCGAGCGCAUGCCCACCAAGUGGCGCCGGGUGGGAGAACUGGCGGAACUACGAAUAUACCCUCUGAAGUCGGGAGCUGCUUUGACAUUGAAAGAAGCCGAAUGCAUCGACACUGGGGUUCGCACUAUUGGGGAGGAAGCAGUGAAACUAAGAGAUAGGAUGUGGAUGAAUGAGAAGACAGAGUCUGUGGACUGCGGAGACGAAGCUGCAGAAUGGAUGCACAAGUUCCUCAACCUCAAGGAAGACGACAAAGGAGCUUUCUCUGACCUGGCGCCUUUCAUGCUAAUCAAUGAAGCGUCCGUGAGCGACCUGAACGCGCGCAUCCCGUCCGGCAAGCAAGUGGCCCCCAGCUGGUUCAGACCCAACUUCGUGGUGCGCGGCGCCAGCCCUCUGGCGGAGGACGACUGGAACUACAUCAAGAUCGGAGACAACGCCGUCUUCCAGAACUUCAAGCCCUGCUUGAGAUGUGUGGUAACCACAAUGGACCCUGAGACAGCUGAAAAGGAUCCCCAAAUGCAGCCUUUGAAGACGCUUAGAGGGUACCGCCUGCUGAAGGACGCGAAGAAGCAGCAGCUGGAGGGUGAGCUGGCGCCAGCCAUGGGCUGCUACAUGGGGCUGCGGCAGUCGGGCACCGUGCGCGUCGGCGACCCCGUCUACUGUUGUUUUAUUGUAAUGGUAUUUUUUUACAAUUCAAAAGUAGGCUAUUUUGUUUUUCAGACAGUAUUUGUUUUAGUUUGUUUUCAAAGUUUUGAAGAAGUAACUUUAUGGAAUGGUGACUCGAUUUAUGUUAUGGACUUUGGAGAGGCUGCUGCCCAGUGGAUCUCACAGUAUUUGGGCCUUCAGGGCUCAAAAGGACGUAUUCAUUUUGGAUAUUUCUGCCCAAAAUAUUGCCAGGGACGAAAUUUUGGUACACCACUACAACAUCUGAAAGUUGAUUAUCCGAACAUAUCGAAAAGAGAUUUUGGGGUUUACUGUGAUUUCGCCCCAUACACGCUGAUUACCGAGUCGAGUGUGAAAGCGUUGAAGAACGAAUUAGGACGUGAUGGAGAGCUGUUAGGUCCCGACUGGUUCCGACCGAAUUUCAUCGUCGGUGGGUCUCAAGAAUUUGAGGAGGACACAUGGAAUUAUGUAAAGAUUGGAAGUGCCAUCUUCCAAAAUGUCAUGCCUUGCCACAGAGAUUUGUCCUGUUGCAUCGAUCCAAACACAGGUAUCAAGAGUCCCAAAGGAGAGCCGUUCAAGACACUAGUC
Molecule: messenger RNA, 2849 nt
Organism: Gryllus bimaculatus (two-spotted cricket)
Lineage: Eukaryota; Metazoa; Arthropoda; Insecta; Orthoptera; Gryllidae
Source: the annotation of a GenBank genome assembly